AUGUCUAAGGAGUUUAACUUGCCCUUUUCCACGGGAGGAUCACUUGAAGAUGGCAUAGACCACCUCGGGGUUAGUGGAUUGGGAAUUGGAGGCGAGAAAGGACCUCAACAAAGGCCCAACUAUCCUUCAUCGUCGUCAUCAUCUAGAGAUUCAUCUAAAGGGGAGGAUCCUUAUUCAAAUACAUUCAAGCCUUCAUCUAAAUAUUCACUGGGUAACAUCUAUUCAUGGAGAAACAUCAAAAUUUCGAUUCAGACGCUUUUAAGGACUACAUUGGAGGUCAUUCUCGUCCACAAGCGUUUGCUGGUGGUUGUUGCGACUUUGCUUAUACUUUCGUUGUUCACAUCGACGCCCUUUAUUCCACAUUUAUCUAUUUCGGACCCUAAGGUUGUUAUCAUCCUUGCUGCCAAUGAAGGUGGUGGGGUCUUGAAGUGGAAGGGACCCCAGGAAUGGUCGGUCGAGAGAUCUUCUAUUGCAAACAAGAAGCAGUACGCCAAGCAGCACGGCUAUGGUUUGACCAUCAAGGAUAUGACCAUUAAGAAGCGGUACUCUCACGAAUGGAGAGAAAGCUGGGAAAAGGUGGACAUUAUGAAGCAGACAAUGAGACAGUUCCCCAAUGCCGAAUGGUUUUGGUGGUUAGACUUGCACACAUACAUCAUGGAGCCCCAAUUAUCGUUGGAGGAGCAUUUCUUAAACAAUUUGGGCAAUGCUACGUAUAGAACGUUGGAUACUUUCAAUCCCUUGGGAUUGCCACUUGACAUCCCGUACGUCAACUAUGAAAACCAACCCAUUGAUAUGAUUAUUACGCAAGAUUGUGGAGGGUUCAACUUGGGCUCCUUCCUUAUGAGAAGAUCACUGUGGCUGGAAAUGCUCUUGGACGUUUGGUGGGACCCUGCGUUGUACGAGCAAAUGCACAUGCAGUGGGAGCACAAGGAGCAAGAUGCUUUGGAAUCGCUUUACUCGACCCAGGCGUGGAUUAGAGAAAGAGUCGGAUUCUUACCUCUCAGAACCAUAAAUUCGUUCCCGCCUGGUGCCUGUAGUGAUAAGGCUGAUGAUCCGCAGUACUUCUUUCAAAACAAAGAUUUUGUGAUAAAUAUGGCUGGUUGCGAGUGGGGGAGAGAUUGCUGGGGAGAGAUGGAACAUUAUAAGGCAUUAAGUAAGAGGUUACAUAAAAAGUGGUGGCAUUUCACAUAA
Dujonia railenensis is the source of this 1191-nucleotide messenger RNA. Lineage: Eukaryota; Fungi; Ascomycota; Pichiomycetes; Serinales; Debaryomycetaceae. The record is from the annotation of a GenBank genome assembly.